CUUUACGGCGGUAAACCAAAGAAUUGGCAGGGCGGUGCGGGUCCCGGCAUGAAGCUGGGCCGGGUCGUUUUGGGCCUGCUGCUGCUGGCGCCGUUAGCGGUGCAGGCGGUGGAGCCCAUCGCCCUGGGACUGGCCCUGGCCGGCGUCCUCACCAGCUACAUCUCCUACCCGCGCCUCUACUGCCUCUUCGCCGAGUGCUGCGGCCAGAAGCGGAGCCUCAGCCGGGAAGCACUGCAGAAGGAUCUGGACAACAAGCUCUUUGGACAACAUCUUGCAAAGAAAGUCAUCUUAAAUGCUGUGUUUGGCUUCCUAAACAACCCAAAGCCCAAGAAACCUCUCACCCUCUCUCUACAUGGAUGGACUGGCACCGGCAAAAAUUUUGUCAGCAAAAUCAUCGCAGAGAAUAUUUACGAGGGUGGUCUGAACAGUGACUAUGUCCACCUGUUUGUGGCCACACUGCACUUUCCACACGCCUCGAACAUUACCUUGUAUAAGGAUCAGUUACAGCUGUGGAUUCGAGGCAAUGUGAGUGCCUGUGCACGCUCCAUCUUCAUAUUUGAUGAAAUGGAUAAAAUGCACGCCGGCCUCAUAGAUGCCAUCAAACCUUUCCUAGACUAUUACGACCUGGUGGAUGGGGUCUCUUAUCAGAAAGCCAUCUUCAUAUUUCUCAGCAAUGCCGGGGCAGAGAGAAUCACAGAUGUGGCUUUAGAUUUCUGGAGAAAUGGAAAGCAGAGGGAAGAAAUCAAGCUCAAAGACAUGGAGCAUGCCUUGUCUGUGUCAGUCUUCAAUAACAAGAACAGUGGCUUCUGGCACAGCAGCUUAAUUGACCGAAAUCUCAUUGAUUAUUUUGUUCCCUUCCUCCCCCUGGAAUACAAACACCUGAAAAUGUGCAUCCGGGUUGAAAUGCAGUCCCGAGGCUACGAAAUUGACGAAGACAUUGUGACCAGAGUGGCUGAGGAGAUGACAUUUUUCCCCAAAGAGGAGAGAGUUUUUUCUGAUAAAGGCUGCAAAACUGUGUUCACCAAGUUAGAUUACUACUAUGAUGACUGAUCCCACUGGAGUCUUCAUGUGACACUGGAGAAGAAUGAAUUCAAAACUCACCUGCUUCCCCACUCUUCUCCCUGGAAGAGGAGUAAAAUGCGUUUUUCCUGUUUGACAUGACAGGAACUCUUCUGGGCGCUGUUUUCACUCAGCCGAGUGAAGGCCAUCACAACCUUACCAUUGACGUCGGUGCCGCCUCCAGAGCCUUCGGAGGAGAAAGUAGCCAGCUCCCAGCCGCCUCGUACCAGUGCUUAUGAUUUUUUAAAAAUCAUGUUUUAAUUACAAGUGUUUCUGUUUCAAGGAAGGACGAGUAAGUUUUACGGAAAAUGUGGUGACUUUAUUUAAAAUGGUUUUUUAACAUUAUGAGACACUUUUCAGACUCUUAAGUUGUUGGCCCUACGUUGAUUUUUUAAGUCCCUGUCUUUAUAACAUAUAACGUGAAGUGUCUUUACUGCAAAAAAGCCCAAGCACAAGUCCUCAGCAUUUGUUCUGUGGGAUAGCCUUGCUGGGGACAGAGGCUGGAGCAGUAAGCAAAUCUCUCAUAGGAUGACCACAGCCAGCACUGCAAGGGCAACACAGCGUUUAGAUAAAAGGACAAGUGUGUCAGGGGGAUCAAAACUUUCCAGGGUGCACAGGCUCGUCACAGAUAGGUCUUUUUUUUUUUUUUUUCUUGUUCAUGUAGAAGUCCACAGCCAUAGUUCCCUGGACUCUAGCUUUGUGAGGGAUUUGGUAAAGGCGGAGCCCAGCAGCAGCUGAGCAGGAGGGAGGAGAGAGAAGUCAAGGCAUUUAUUCCUCAGCUCCGUCACCCGUGAAGCUACCUCUGCUCUACCUGACUGAGUUCUGAUCCCCUCUCCCCUUGUGGUCCCUGCAGCUGUGGGCCCCAAACCUUGCACUCCUUGUGAUUCCCUGCACCCUGCUUUGUAAUUAGUCCUUUGGAAAAUAAACUGCCCAAAUUCUCCUAAUUAGAGUGUGCCAUAGUAAGUUAGGUCUUAAAUGUCCUUUUCAAAGGUUUUGAUCUUAGUAACGUGAACAGUGGGAAUGAGCCUAGUAAUGAUGUGAACAGGCUAACUGAAGGUUUGUAAGGGUCAGCGUUUACUUGAAAGAAAAGUAUCAGCUUGUCACUUGCCAGUCAUUCAGGCUUCUCAAAGGAAGGCCCUUUUCUACCCUCCAUUCCUGAAUGAUGGAAUCCCUGGUGGCGCAGUGGUUAGGAGCUAUGGCUGCCAACCAAAAGGUUGGUGGUUCAUAUCCACCAGGCAUUCCUUGGAAACCCUAUGGGGCAGUUCUAUUCUGUGCCAUAGGGUUGCUACGAGUCAGGAUCAACAGGUUUGGUUUUGGUUUUUGGUAUUCUUGAAUGAACCACACGCAGUCUCUCUACUGGAUUCUAAAUUGUCUGGCAAGUUUUGCUAUAUUUUUUAAAAACCUUGCUCUUUUAACACUGGUUCUUGUUAUGUUAAAACCUUCUAGGAAAGCUUAGCUGCCCCUCCUGAGCCUGCUGAGAACAGUGUUUCUAUUUAUAAAAGCAAAUACCUACCACUUCACAAUAAAACUGUAUUUUGUAAUUUGUGAAUACAUUUUUAAGAGGAAAAUAAUAAACCCGUCUGCUGUUA
Messenger RNA from Loxodonta africana (African savanna elephant), 2648 nucleotides. Its product is annotated as torsin-1A. Bases 49 to 1050 code for a protein of 333 amino acids. The record is from RefSeq and is a predicted model, not a curated record. Gene Ontology annotation, molecular function: ATP binding; kinesin binding; ATP hydrolysis activity. The transcript has 5 exons. Lineage: Eukaryota; Metazoa; Chordata; Mammalia; Proboscidea; Elephantidae. Gene Ontology annotation, biological process: protein localization to nucleus; nuclear membrane organization. Gene Ontology annotation, cellular component: endoplasmic reticulum; nuclear envelope; endoplasmic reticulum lumen.